Talaromyces stipitatus ATCC 10500 is the source of this 1314-nucleotide messenger RNA. RefSeq lists its product as uncharacterized. Lineage: Eukaryota; Fungi; Ascomycota; Eurotiomycetes; Eurotiales; Trichocomaceae. Gene Ontology annotation, biological process: transmembrane transport; metal ion transport. Gene Ontology annotation, cellular component: membrane. Gene Ontology annotation, molecular function: metal ion transmembrane transporter activity. The record is from RefSeq and is a predicted model, not a curated record. Bases 1 to 1314 code for a protein of 437 amino acids. The transcript has 5 exons.
AUGACCAGACAAUCUAGCUCAGAGGUGCAAUACUAUGAAGAAUUCGUAUGGAAGGAAGACCUUUUUGCCAAUGCGUCGGAUUUUGAAGACCAGGGUCAAAAUCCCACCGAGCUGUGUUCAUUCUUCCCACCGAGCUUCUGGCGCAUUGUCAAAGAAGACCUGAAUGGUGCAUUCGGAUUAGAGAGGCAUGAAGGUACCUCCGAGUUAGCUUACGGUGUGUCUCUAAACUCUCAAAAGCUGUCUAAAAGUAGUAUUGACAUGAUUUCAGACGCAUGGAGCACAUUCAAGAUGAAACAUGUUUAUAAAGAGGAAGACAGUGGAGAGAUUGAAUAUAACUGGUCACAGGUGUCAGUCUUGACUCGCCAAUCAAAGACUAAACAGCUUGUGUUAUUUAUCGACAGUCCACCAGCCGUUGUUGAUCAAAUUGUACGAGAUUGUCUGCUUAACACGUCUCGUUCUGUGGGCCUUGCUAGCCAUGUUUCCUCGGCCUUUCAUGAUCCGUUCAUUUGGCAUGCUUUAUUGAUUGGGGCUUUAGAGACCGAGUAUGAGAAGGAUUAUUGGAAUUUGAGAAAUAUCGUACGAGGAAGGGAAAAGGGAAGAGAUGGAGAACCAGACUUUCCAUUGCUUCAUGACCUUGGUCGACAUUUGAUCCAUGCCAAGGAAAUAUUUGACGUUGCAAUCAACACAAUAGAUAGUAUAAUGCAUCACCACCAAAGUCUUUAUGGCGAGUUUCGGAAGGGAAAAGCAUUAGGCAUCGAAGAACAGACGUCUCGAGAAAGGCUACACAAUAUUAUUCAGGAGAAGCUAUACAUUUCAGAGAAGGAUAUGACAGCAAAAAAAGCGAGGGCUAUUAGCUUGAAUGAACGACAUCACAAUGAAAUCAACUUGGGUUACCAUGUGGUCACUCAAAAAGCCAACCAAUUAUCCAUCGAUAUCGCCAGGAUCGCGCGACGCGACAAUGCCACGAUGAAAGCUCUUGCUUUGAUUGGUGUGCUCUAUCUACCAGGCACAUUCAUAUCUGGCAUAUUUGGGUCUAACUUCUUCAACUACAAUCCGCCAAACAACGAUGGCUCGGCAGAUUGGAGGAUGUCCGAUAAGUUCUGGAUCUACUGGGUCAUUACGAUUCCUGUCACCAUAUUUACUGUGAUGUUGUGGGCCAUGCUGGAUGAAACAGUGAUGUUGUACAAGAAAUUCAUUGGCAUAGUGGAAGAUGCGAUGCAGAAAUGGUGGGACGAUCUUGCAAUAUUCAACAAACGAAGAGACGCAGAAGAAGAGUAUGACAUUGGCGGAUUCGGGGCUAACACUGAUAGCUAA